This is a messenger RNA of Gongylonema pulchrum, 972 nucleotides long. The record is from the annotation of a GenBank genome assembly. NCBI's taxonomy places the organism in Eukaryota, Metazoa, Nematoda, Chromadorea, Rhabditida, Gongylonematidae.
AAAAAUUUUAGCAAUGAGGACAUCGAUACACUGUAUUAUCGGAACAUGCUACCGCCGAAAUUUCGAAAACAAGUGGAUACAUUGGACGAGUGUGUUUGGUUGUACAGGCGUCCAACCCUCGAAGCAACUAACUUAGGAGUAAACGUACCCAAUUUGCGUAUGGUGCUAUGGGGAAGAUGGGGCACUGGCAAAUCGAUGACUGUCUUUCAAACAAUUUACUGUGUAUGGAAUAAAAAUGCCACAUUUUCAGCAAUGCAAAUAAUGCGCGAUUAUAUCGAAGUGAAGAUGUCAACAUAUCGCGAUGGCCGCAUUGAUUUCCCCGUGCUCGGACAUCAAAUUCUGAAUCGAUUCAAAUUGAUGAAUACCCCUCACUGGCAUAAACUAAAGGUUUUUUUGUGUAGUGAAUUUGCCAUGCAUGAACUUUCCGAUUUUUUGUCAUCGAAUACUGGUUUAGCUGCACCAUCGUUGUCAUGUGAUUGUGUUGGAGGCCUGAUUCGAGAGUUAACUUAUCACUGUAGCGCUGGCAAAUUCCCACUGCUUGUUACAAUCGAUCAUGCAAAUUCGUUGUAUGGGAAAACAACGCUGAAAGACACAAAUCAUAAGCUGGUUGAUGCGAAGUAUUUCAGUCUCGUUCAUCACCUUCGAAAAUUACUGCAGCGAAAUGACUGGACAAAUGGUGCCUGUUUAUUGGUUGCCGAUAAACGAGAAGUCAGCGAUGCACGUGACCAUCUUACUGUACCACUUGAAACGCCACUGGAACUGUUCGGAGAACACGUAGAGAACAUUGAGCCUUUCAUACCGAUUGAAACAUCACUGUACACAGCCGAUGAAAUGGAUACACUUUACGAAUACUACUUGGAAAAAAACUGGAUUGCUUCUCAGACAGGACGAACGGAGCGGGCAAAGAAGGAGUUGAGGUUUCUGAGCGCCGGAAGUCCUUACAAUUAUGAACGAUUAUGCGCUUUCAUCUGA